AUGGAUUGGUGUGUAAGGGUGUCCUGGGGUGUGUAUGGAUUGGUGUGCGAGGACUCAAUGAUGGUGGAUGCUGGCAAGAUUCAGUUGAGCGAUGAAAUUAAAGCGGCGAUAGCAAUGGAAGUUCGAUCACAGAUUGUCCCGUUGGUGAAGGAGAUUGUCAGUGAAGCAGCGGUGCAAUUGCGUAGCAUAUUGACCGAACUGAUAGCGCCGAUUUAUGAGGAUAUUAAUCGAAUUCGUGGAAACAGUGUAGCUGCUGCUAACGUUGCUGCAACAACCAGCCAUGCUGCUGCACAACUGCACACCAAUGCUGCACAACUGCAGGUCACUGCAGCUACAGCUGCUGGAACGCUAGCUACACCAGUGACCGCACUGGCUUAUCCAUCAGAAAGUGCUGCAAUUCUGGCAGAAGUUUAUGCGGCAACAAAUCAUAGUGCAGCAACAGUUGGUGGUGGUAUUGGUGAUGCUGCAUGUGCGGACGCUGCUACUGCUGCUGCUGUUGCUGUACAAAAUGCGCAAUUGCAACAGUUUUUAAAGGUUUGCACAUUUUUGUGGGAAAUAAUUACUCUGGCAAUUUGA
This is a messenger RNA of Gongylonema pulchrum, 576 nucleotides long. NCBI's taxonomy places the organism in Eukaryota, Metazoa, Nematoda, Chromadorea, Rhabditida, Gongylonematidae. The record is from the annotation of a GenBank genome assembly.